AUGUUUGCGGAUCACUAUAAAAUGACAGAGAAUAAUUACAUUAUUGGAACUUGUAAGGGAUUCUGUCCUUUAAAAGAAAUUAAAUUAAGAAAAAGCACGAACUUAAUACACUAUUAUGAGAAAAAUGGAAAGUUGAUUAAAGAAUUCACUAGAAGUGCUGCAGACCGAAAAAUGGAACAGCCAGAAAAUUUGCGUACUUUCGAAGCACUGAAGAAUACUUUGGAAUAUCUGAUUAAUAAAAUUUUUGUUGAUCGCGAAAAGCCGUUGAACUUUCGGUACGAUUUCAUUUUUGACAGAUGUAGAGCAGUUCGGCAAGAAAUAGUUAUGCAAAAUUUCACGAGUGAAAAGACUGUCGAGUUAUUAGAGCCAAUAGUGAUGUUUCUUAGUUACAGUCUCUAUAGACUUAAUAGCGUUCCGAUAUCAUUAUUCGACUCAAAAAUAUGCCAACAGCAUUUGCAUGAAUGUCUGUUAAAAUGUCUGUCAUGCUACGAGGAAAUUGAUGAGAUGAAUGUGGGAAAAUAUAAAAUGGAAAAUCGAAUUAUUGUGGAAGCAAUUCACUUGAUGCUGAAUAUCAAUGACUUUGGCACAUUUCAACGUGCUAUUAAACUUAAUAAAGCUAUCAAAUCAACAUUUGUUUUGGGAACUGCCAUCAAGAUUUCAAUUAAUUUUCAUCGACGACACUUCCAUAAACUUUUGCACGAUAUUCAGGAACUUCCUCAUCUCGUUGGAGCUAUUGCAUCGUUAAACUUAUCACAAAUUAGGAAGGAAAUAUUAAGAAUUUUCUCAAUUGCAUACAGCAAUCAAGUAUUGAAGGUUCCAUUAGAAUUCAUUCAACGUCUUUUGAUGUACGAUGAACAAUUAAGUCUACUCAAACAUUUAAGUGACCUUAACAUUCAUGAAAAUUCAGAUGAGAAGGAAACAGAAAUUGGCAUCAAUUUUAAUCGAAAGAAAUUCGAUAAUUCGAAAUCAAUCCCAAACACACAACAACAUUUUGUGGAUAAUAAACUGGAUGAUUUUCAUCUACCGGAUCUGAUUUUAAUGAAAACAUGCGUUAUGUGA
Molecule: messenger RNA, 1059 nt
Organism: Chironomus riparius
Lineage: Eukaryota; Metazoa; Arthropoda; Insecta; Diptera; Chironomidae
Source: the annotation of a GenBank genome assembly